This is a messenger RNA of Seminavis robusta, 1470 nucleotides long. Lineage: Eukaryota; Bacillariophyta; Bacillariophyceae; Naviculales; Naviculaceae. The record is from the annotation of a GenBank genome assembly.
AUGAAGUCCGCCAAGAAGCGUGCUUCGUUCCGCGGUUCUUUUUCCAGCCACGGGAAUGACAACGCCGACCAUUGUAGUAACAACAACAAUCAGAACAACAACAACGCGAUCAAACGACGCCACAACAGUUCCUUCAUGAAACUUCCCAUGAAACUGCUGUCGUCGGGCAAGUAUCCGAAAACCAAGAUUGUCAAGGAGUCGAUUCCUGCGUUGGACGAUGAGAUUCGCGUCAUGACGUGCGAUGCUCCCUUUAUGAAAUCCGUGGCGGCCGACAGUCUGUGUCUGUUGGAUCGCAAGGAAGUCAUCGUCGGAGAGUUGCUGGGUCAAGGCCAAUUCGCACAAGUCUACGAAGUCAAGGAUUUGAAAUUGCGUGAUGCGGCCACUCAAGAAUUGUCGCCGUCACAAGCCGCCAAACGACAUUCCUUUGUCUCCAACUUUCGGACAUGUCCUACUACGCAUCCCCAUCGAUGCUGUAGCUACGCCAUGAAACACCUCAAGAAGGAUCUCUUGAUCAGCUCGACAGCCAAAAAACACCGUCGUGCCGCAUCCAAUUCCGAAGCGGAAAUUGCCGCGGGUGACGCCGAAUUGCCCAUGGAUCAACAGUUCCAAUUGGCCGCCGCCGAUCUCGUCGUCGAGGCUCUCUACAUGAGUCGCUUGGCGCAUCCCCAUAUUCUACGCGUCCGUGGAUUGGCACGAGAAGGAACUGCUGCGUUUGCCAAUGGACGUUACGAUUCCUAUUUUCUCAUUCUCGACAAGUUAUCACAGACACUGGAUCAACGCAUUCGACACUGGCGGCAUACACUAGGACAACCGCAGGAAACACAACUCUGUGUCAAGACGGAAUACGCCCAUCAAAUGGCACAAGCACUCGCCCAUUUGCAUCAACGGCGUAUCAUAUACAGAGAUUUGAAACCGGCUAACUGCGGCUUUAAAGAGGAAGAUGGUUCGUUGCAGAUUUUUGAUUUUGGACUGUGUCGAGAAUUGCCAAAGUCCAAGACCAACGACACAGAUCCCAAUGAAGUAUAUUUCAUGACGGCCGCAGGGACGCACCGGUACAUGGCCGUAGAAGUGCUGCUGGGACAGAAAUACAACACCAAAGCCGAUGUGUACAGUUUCAGCAUGGUCUACUACGAACUGCUCGCACAAGAAGCGCCAUUUUUGAAUUUUGACGAAGCCCAUCACAAAAAACUAGUGUGCGAACGGAAGCAUCGACCCCAACAUUUCUUUGGAUGCGUCGUACCACUCAGUAUUCAGAACUUACUAGGCGAUGCCUGGGCCCAUGACAUUGCCGAUCGAUUGACCAUGGCCGAAGUGGUGGCACGGUUGGAAGAUAUUCUCGUCAAUACAUUUCACAGAAAACUACAGGACCGCCCCGGUGGUGUCAAGGUUGCCUUGCCGGACGGCGGAAAGAAAGAAGAAGCGUCGUCGCCGCCAGAACAGAAUCAGGUCAUGGUGUCGGCCGGGGCAUGA